Molecule: messenger RNA, 1419 nt
Organism: Penicillium egyptiacum
Lineage: Eukaryota; Fungi; Ascomycota; Eurotiomycetes; Eurotiales; Aspergillaceae
Source: the annotation of a GenBank genome assembly
AUGUUAGCAUCAGGGCAUUCUGAACCCAAAGCCAAUGUAUCAACGACCGAGGAAAGCCAAGAUGAACACCCAAUACCUUGUCGAAGAUUCUUUUACAGUACGCUUUUUCAAAUCCUGGUUGUAGGAUUAUGUGCAUUCUGCGCUCCAGGGAUAUGGAGUGCAAUGAAUGGCUUAGGCGUGGGCGGAUCUCAAAGCCCAGAUCUUGUCAACACAGCCAACGCCUUACUAUACGCCUUCAUGACACUGACCUGUUUUGCGGGUCCAUUCAUCACAAACGCAAUCGGCUUUCGCUGGACCCUGACCUUAGGGUCCGUUGGAUACCCACUCUAUGCAGCGGGGCUAUAUUUGAACAACCGCACUGGCGCAACAUGGCUUGUUUAUCUCGGUUGUGUCACUUGCGGCCUCGGCGCUGGUUUCUUUUGGAGUGUUGAGGGUGCCGUCGCGACAGGGUACCCCGAGCAGCACAAGCGUGGUCGGUACAUUGCGACCUGGUUCACGUUCCGCAAUUUUGGCAACAUCAUCGGCGGUGCCGUCUCUUUAGGCAUCAAUCACAGCGUCAACCAGCGCGGGCAGGUUGGGUACCAGACGUAUCUUGCUUUCAUUGCCAUACAGUGUCUUGGACUAGUCGUAGGUCCCCUCUUGUCAAAUCCAGAGAAAGUGCAAAGAGACGAUGGAACGCGUAUCGAGGCCCCCCGCGGCAUCCACUGGCGGGAAGAGCUCCGCACGAUGUGGCGGCUAGUAAGGAGCAGGUCGAUACUGCUCCUUGUCCCGCUGUUCUGGUACUUUGGGUGGAUCCAGGCAUACCCUGGCACAUAUCUUGCGACCUAUUUCACCGUUCGCGCGCGUGCACUCGGAAGCUUCAUGUCUGCAGUCGUUGGAACGCUGGCGACUUGGUUGGGUGGGUCGUUGGUAGAUCUGGCUUGGUUGAAAAAUCGGAAGCAUAGAGCAAUCGUCACAUUCGUCGUGAUUGCACUCAUGAAUAGCGCAACCUGGAUCUGGGCGGUCAUUAUUCAGAACGAGUACCGUCACACGAACCCCGUGUUGGACUGGGGGAACCAACGCACUUUCGGUCGUGGCUUUGGCCUGUAUCUCUUUGAACGCAUCAGUCUCGGCUUAGUCGAGAACUAUAUUUACUGGUGCAUUGGGAAUUUGUCGGACUCACCUGGCGAUCAAAUUCGAUACAGUUCACUGCUUCGGGGGAUCGAAACCGCUGCAGUUGCAGUAGGUUUUGGCGUUCAGGCGGUGCCGACAGCAUUGAUCGCGACAGCGAGUAUCAAUCUUGGUCUGUGGUUUAUUGCGUUACCUUUCAGUUAUUAUGCCACCAUCCAAGUCGUUCAAAAGUUCGAAUUGUUGGAGAAAGGAAAGCAGGAUCUGGACGGAAGCGACAGAGCAGCUGAGCAGGGUGUGGCUGGACGAUGA